AUGGAUAGCAUUGCAAUUGUAAUCCAACACAGUGGGCAAUGGGAUGAAAACAAAAGAAACUACAUCAACUUUGAAGUUUGUGGUUUACUCAUUCCAAAUAGUUGCACCUACAACAACUUGGUUGGAAUAAUAUGUGAACAGUUGAAGUUGCAACCAGAAUCAACAGUUUUAAAAAUCGAGUAUCAAGUUAGAGAAGGAUACCCUACUUUCAAAAUUGUUGAUGAUUCGCAAUUGAUGUUCUACAUGGACUUGAAGAAAAAGGAAACAGAUUUAACAAAAUAUCCAUUGUGCCUCACAACUGAGAUCAAUUCAAUUAGGCAAUCAUUCUUCUCAAAUAGGAGUACAACAACACAUAAUCAACUGUAUGAUGAAGUUGCACAAGCAGAAGGAGAGGCAUCAAAUUCAGAUGAUGAACUAGUUCUUGAUUGUGGUGCCAAAGAAGUUGUAGGCUUUAUUGAUUAUGCAAACUCGGUCUCCAACCAAAUUAUAGAAAUGCUAGACAAAAGAAAUGAUGAAGAAGAAGUGAUUGACAUUGAUGAAGAUUUGGUAAUCAACAACAAGCACCACCAAGAGAUUUCUUUGUCUCAAAUCUACAAAGACAAAGAUACUUUGAAGACAGUAUUGAGCCACUAUGCAAUCAGCAAUCAUUUCCAAUAUUGUGUGCAAAAGUCUUGCAAAAAGGAGUAUGUUGUUGCUUGCCUUGACAAAAAUUGCAAGUGGAUGUUACGAGCUUCAAGGAAUGGAAACACAAAUCAAUUCAUAAUUAGAAGGUUCAGCCACAUUCACACAUGUGCAUUGGAAAUAAGAUUAAAAAACCAACGUCAGGCAACCUCGACAAUCAUUGCAGAUAUGAUCAAGCACAAGUUCACAGACAUCAAAACAAAGUACACAGCUGCAGAUAUUGUUAGGGACUUGAAACAUGAUCAUGAAGUGCAAGUCAAAUACAGAUCAUAUAUUGAACUAAAAGCAGAUGAAGAUGGAAAGUUUUUAUAUGCUUUUGUAGCAUUGAAUGCUUCAAUUAAAGGCUGGAACUAUUGCGUACCUGUUGUAAUAGUUGAUGGGACUUUUUUAAAAUCAGCAUAUGGAGGGACAUUACUGGUUGCAGCCACUCAAGAUGCAGAAGGUAGAAUCUUUCCCCUAGCAUUUUGUGUGGUUGAUUCAGAGAAUGAUGAUUCUUGGGAGUGGUUUUUUGAGAAUUUCAAAAAAGCUUAUGGUGUAAGAGAAUGCAUGAGCAUUGUAUCUGAUCGACAUGAAAGCAUCAUAAAAGCAACCAACACAGUGUACCCAGAAGUACCACAUGGGGCUUGCACCUUCCAUCUGCUAAAAAACAUGAAAAGCAAGUUCAAGAAGAACUCAAAAAAGUUCAAGGAUACAUUUUUCGCAGUUGCAAAUGCAUACACUGUCAAAAAGUUUGAGUACCACAUGAGAGAACUUGAUAUGAUUGACAACAGGCUACAACCUUACCUACAAAAUAUUGGCUACAACAGAUGGGCAAGGGUUCACUCACCACACAAUAGAUACUCAAACAUGACAUCGAACAUUGCAGAAUCCUUGAAUUCUGCAAUCGUAGCAGUAAGAGAGCUACCAAUUUGUACAAUGCUAGAGUGUUUACGAGGUUUGGUUCAACAAUGGAGUUGGACUAACAGGAAGAUAGCAAAUGCAACCUCCACCAAGUUAACUGAGAAGCAUGAAGGGAUCUUGAAUGACAACUACAUCUACUCAUUGAAGUUGACGAUGGAUCAACUUCCUUGUGCCCAUGCAAUUGCUAUUCUUAAAGAAAUGAAUCAAGACCCAUAUCAAUACUGUUCUCCAUAUUAUAGCAAGGAAGCCAUGGUUGCAACCUAUCAAGAAAUUGUAUACCCAAUUGGCAAUGAAGACACUUGGGAAAUACCUGAACAUAUCAAAGCUGUGAAAGUACACCCUCCAGAAGGAAGAAUAAGGAUAUUUGAUCAAUUUGCAAAUAAGAAAUUUAAAGAUUACUUUACAUCUGAGUGGGUUGCAUUGGGGUAUGAUACGCUUGCAUUAGUUUCAAUGAGCGUGUAUAUAAGGUUGCAGAUGGUUGCAUUGGGCUUGAGUUGCAGUGGGUUGCAGUUGGUUGCACUUGGUCUAGCCAUGUGUUGCUCUCGGUUGCAUGGGGUUGCAUUCGAGUUGCAGUGGGUUGCAGUUGGUUGCACUUGGUCUAGCCAUGUGUUGCUCUCGGUUGCAUGGGGUUGCAUUCGUAAUUCAUAA
Molecule: messenger RNA, 2229 nt
Organism: Humulus lupulus (European hop)
Lineage: Eukaryota; Viridiplantae; Streptophyta; Magnoliopsida; Rosales; Cannabaceae
Exons: 7
Coding region: 1-2229 (742 amino acids)
Source: RefSeq, a predicted model, not a curated record